UUAUUAAUUCUAAUGAAUUAAUGAUGAUCAUCAAAAAAAAUCAAAAAUUUUUAUCGGAUUUUCCGCAUGGAAGUUUUCAAAUGACAAAUUUAAGCAAUACAUUUGGUUACGGUUCAUUGUACUUGGAAAAUGAUUUACGAAGAAAAUGACAACGAAUGAUUACAUACAUUGAAAAUAAUGGUGUGAAAAUAAAAUGGUGGCCAAAAUAAAAUAAAAAAUGCAUCACAUCAAUAAUGUUUGAAGAUAUAAACUAGUUUUUUUGUUGUUGUUGUUGUAUGGUACUAUAUACUAUUGGUCAUUGGUGUUAGAAGGUUAAUGUAUAAUAAUAUACAUCAAGAGAUGAUUGCAUCCACAUUUAAUCGUUAUCAACUGGUGGGGUAAGUUCAUCAAAACAGACACACACGGUGAAUCGAUCAAAACAUCAUUUAUAACAACGAAUUGCUAUUGAUAUUCAUUCGUAAUGAAUGCAUAUCAAUAGUGAAUAUAGAAUAUAUACGCAACGAAAAAAAGUACAAAAAACGAAUAAAUAAAGAAGAAAAAAGAUGCAAAAAUGUAAACUAAUUUCGAUAUCAUCAUUGAUUUCAUUAUGGAUAUUAUUAUCCCAAUAUAUUAUCAUCAUUGAUAAUGCACCAAUUGUACCGAUAUUGACAGCAUUAGCGGCUUCGGCAGUCGGUCUAUUUCAAAUACAAAUUGAUACACUUCAUAUUGCCAAAUAUAUUCGUGAUGCUUCACAUCAUAAACGGAAUCGUGGUGCAUUUGUUCGUGAUCUAUUGUAUACGGCAUUCUAUCGAAGUGGACAAGAAUAUAAUGUUAUUGUAUUCAAUUUAGCUGAAGAACAUCAACAACAAUUAUAUGGAGUAAAUUUUUAUGGAAGUGUUGCCUUUACCGAUGGUACCCGUUUCGGUAUCUGGGUAUUUGAACAUGGAAAAUUUGAAAAUCAUGGUGCUCGUGGCUGGCAUAAUUGGGGAAUGAUUGGAUCAUUUAAAAAAAGCAAAGAUGGUGCAACUAUUUAUUUUCGUCGAAGACAUCGUUCAUCAACGACGACCAUUGCAACGACAUUGGAUUCAUCAACACGACAAACAUCCACAUAUUUGACAACAACAACAACAACAACAACAGCUAGCACGACUACAAUAGCUGUUCCAAUUGUGGAUUUAAAAAUUGAACAUUUACAACAAGUACCUGGUAGUAAUAAAAUAUUUUCAUUAGAUAAUAUUGAAAUUAAAAAUGAAUCAAAAAUCAACAACAAUACAAACACAACCAUUAAUUCGAAUCAUCAAUUGAAAAUGGAACAUUUGCAAAAAAUUCUUGAUGAUAAAACAUUCCAAGAUGACAAUGCUACCGAAGUGAAUGAUGGUUCAUCAUCAUCAUCAUCAUCGGAACCGAACAAAGUAGAAAUUAAAAUCAAAAUCGAAGAUAAAAGAACGAAAAAUAAAUCUAAAUCAAAGAAAAAAGCAUGAUAAUCAUGAAUGGGUAAAACAUGAUUUUGUAAAUUAUCAUCUAUGCAAUUUGUUAGAUUGUUUUUUUUCGUAAAAUAAUAAAAUAAAUUA
Molecule: messenger RNA, 1550 nt
Organism: Dermatophagoides farinae (American house dust mite)
Lineage: Eukaryota; Metazoa; Arthropoda; Arachnida; Sarcoptiformes; Pyroglyphidae
Source: RefSeq, a predicted model, not a curated record